Messenger RNA from Cicer arietinum (chickpea), 1941 nucleotides. Its product is annotated as cyanogenic beta-glucosidase-like. The record is from RefSeq and is a predicted model, not a curated record. Lineage: Eukaryota; Viridiplantae; Streptophyta; Magnoliopsida; Fabales; Fabaceae. Gene Ontology annotation, biological process: carbohydrate metabolic process. Gene Ontology annotation, molecular function: beta-glucosidase activity.
UUGCAUUUCCCACCAAACAUAAAACGAUUUUAGCAUACUCAUCAAAUUCAUAGAAACAGAGCCAAUUGCUAUAUUUAACAAAAUCAUCAUCCUUUUAAAAAUAAAUUAAAUAAAUCCUUAUCAUCAAAUAUGGCUUUCAAUUACAUUCUUUGCCUCAUUGCUUUUCUUCUUAGCGAAUCAAAUAUUAAUCUAAAUUGCACAAAAAGUGCUGAAAUUGAACCUAUUCGUGACAUUUCAUCAUUGAAUCGGAACAGUUUCCCUAAAGGCUUUAUCUUUGGGGCAGGUUCCUCUUCCUAUCAGUUUGAAGGUGCAGCAGCUGAAGGUGGUAGAACACCAAGUGUAUGGGACACCUUUACCCAUAAAUAUCCUGAAAAGAUCAAAGAUGGAAGCAAUGGAGAUGUAUCCCUUGACACAUAUCAUAGAUACAAGGAAGAUGUUGCGAUGAUCAAAGAUAUGAAUUUGGAUUCCUACAGAUUCUCCAUAUCAUGGUCUAGAAUCUUGCCAAAAGGAAAGCUUAGUGGUGGUAUAAAUCAAGAAGGAAUCAACUUUUACAACAGCUUCAUCAACGAACUAUUGACUAAUGGUAUACAACCAUUAGUGACCCUUUUUCAUUGGGAUCUCCCUCAAGUUUUAGAAGAUGAAUACGGCGGAUUCUUAAGUCCUCUUAUAAUAAAAGAUUUUCAAGAUUAUGCGGAGCUUUGUUUCAAGGAAUUUGGUGAUAGGGUAAAAAAUUGGGUUACUUUGAAUGAGCCAUGGGGCUACAGCCAACAUGGCUAUGCAAAUGGGAGAAUGGCACCAGGUCGAUGCUCUAGUUGGUUGAACCCAAAUUGCACAGGUGGUGAUUCUGCAACAGAGCCUUAUUUAGUUACACACUACCAACUUCUUGCACAUGCAGCAGCUGUUCAAGUGUACAAGACAAAGUAUCAGGAAUUGCAAAAUGGUGAAAUAGGCAUAACAUUAGUAGCUAAUUGGUAUAUUCCAUUCACCAAUUCUAAAUAUGAUCAAAGAGCAACACAAAGAGCAAUUGAUUUUAUGUAUGGAUGGUUUAUGGAUCCACUAACAUCAGGAGAGUAUCCCAAAACCAUGAGAGCCCUUGUUGGUGCUAGGUUGCCAAAAUUCAAUACAAAGCAAGCUAAAUUACUCAUUGGUUCAUUUGAUUUUAUUGGUCUCAACUAUUACUCUUCAACUUAUGCCUCUGAUGCACCGCAGUUAAGAAAUGAUAGACCUAGCUACUCAACAGAUUCUUUGGUCAAUCCUGCAUUUGAGCGCAAUGGAAAGCCCAUAGGUAUAAAGGUUGCUUCUGAUUGGUUGUACGUUUAUCCAAAAGGAAUUCUUGACCUUUUGUUAUACACCAAAGAAAAGUACAACAACCCUUCAAUUUAUAUCACUGAAAACGGUAUAAAUGAAUACGAAGAUUCUACGUUGUCAAUCGAAGAAUCUCUCAUGGAUACAUUUCGAAUUGAUUACCAUUUUCGUCAUUUGUUUUAUCUUCGAUCUGCCAUUAGGGAAGGUGUAAAUGUCAAAGGAUAUUAUGUAUGGUCCUUAUUCGACAGCUUUGAAUGGUACUCGGGUUAUAGUGUGAGAUUUGGAAUGACAUUUGUUGAUUACAAAAAUGGAUUGAAAAGAUACCAAAAAUUAUCUGCUCUGUGGUUUAAGAAUUUUCUCAAAAGAGAAAGUAGACUUAUGUCUCUGAUAAGAAAAAUAAUGGAACUCUUUCAAUAAACCAUUUUAUUUGUAAACAUUUCUUUUGUUAUCAUUUUUUUAUUUAUUCCAAAGAGGUCUUCUUCAACCUAAAGAGGAAUGGAAAAUGGUUGUGCAGAUGUAAAUACCUUAUACCUUAUGUGUGAAUAUUAGUGAUUCUAUUGCAGAAUGAUGGGUAAUCAUAGUUCGCCUUUUUAGUUCUUGUGAUAUGAAAAAUUUAUUAAUUAAUAAUUUGUUAUA